Molecule: messenger RNA, 1443 nt
Organism: Meloidogyne enterolobii
Lineage: Eukaryota; Metazoa; Nematoda; Chromadorea; Rhabditida; Meloidogynidae
Source: the annotation of a GenBank genome assembly
AUGCCUUGCCAAUUGCCAGAAGGAAUUGAGAAUGUUUCAGAUGAUGUUUUUUCGUAUAUGUGCAAUUUGGCAAUGGAAAAAUGUUCAGAUAAAGGAGAGAAAAAGAAAGCUUCUUGUGGGGGUGCAGCAAUGAGGAAAAGAUUGUUAAUAAAGAAUUUUGUUGCACAAAUGUUAUCACAAGAGCAGCAAACAAAGAAUUUACAGCAACAAUAUUUGGAUGCUAGAGAAUGUCAACAAAAUUUAACUUCUACAACUUCUUGGAUAUCUUCACAAUUAGCAGACGAUAGGCAUAUGGAAAGGGAAGAGGAAGACGAAAUGGAAGAAUUUAAAAUAAGAGAAGAAUAUAGAAGAGUGGGGGAAGAAAAAGAAGAGGAGGAAGGAGAGGAUUAUGAUGAGGUUGAGGGUGAAGAGGAAGAAGAAGAUGGGGAUGAAGAAGAGGAGGAGGAGGAAGAAGAAACAGCUGUAGCUGCUCUUUUGGCUGUAACUGAUCAAAGAGAAGAAAAUUCUUUUAGACCGAGAUACCAAAAUAACACUUCUGUUGAAGAAGAAGAUAUUUUAUUAGAGGAAGAAGAAAACAAAGAAGAAACAAUUUCAAAUAAUUCAUCUUCAACAACAUUUUCUUCUAUUUCUAAUUAUUCGACAGCUGCUAAUUAUGGUAGUUGGCCAAAUCAUUUAAAUGAAGAAAAGAGGGGAGUGGAAGAAGAUGAAUUCCAAAAAGUGCCUAUACAACAAAAUCAAUUGGCUUCAAAGAAAAUUUUAAUCACUCAAAAAUAUAUUUUUCUUAACAGUUAUGCAGUUGAAAAUUCUCUUUUAUCUGGAAAUAAAGAUAUUUAUAAUGGAUCUUGGCAUUUUUAUGGAGGAAUUGACACAACAUUUGACUCUUUACAUGGAGGUUUAUUAACAGAAAAUUUAAUGCUGGAGGACCAACAACAAAAUGAACAUAUCGAUAAAUUAUUAGAAAAAGAUGGAAAUACAACAAAAUUGUUUUUAAUGGAAAGGGCUGCUGAGCCUUUAAUUGAUGAAAUAUCUGAACAUUCUCAACAACAUUUAGUUGGAUUUUCUAACAUGGUGCCAUAUAUAAUGAAAUUCUCAAAUGAAGAUACUCUUUUCUACAAUCCUUUAGAAGGUGAAAAUCAACAACAAAAUUCUCGUUGUCUAACAAAUUUGGAUAAUGCUAAACUUGUAGAAAAUGAAAAUACUCAUCAGCAAGUUGAUAUUUUUGAAUCGAGGAAGAGGCCGUGGUAUUCACAAUCGGAAUGGUCUCAUUUUGAGGAAAAUAGUGGUGGAGUUUGUGAUGACAAUCAUUUUGAACAACACCAACAAUUUUCUCCUCUUUGUUGUGGUUUUCUUCAAUUACAGCAAUUUGGAAAUAAUAGUGGAACAGCACAAACAUGUGGAAAUUCAACAAUUAACGAGCCUUUAAUAAAACGGGUUAAAUUAUAG